AUGGCGGCUAUAUCUUCAUCUCCAGUUGUCCAAGCGAUCGAUCAGAAAUCUAUUCACCAGAUUUGCUCUGGUCAGGUUGUAUUGAGUAUUGCAACUGCAAUGAAAGAGCUUGUUGAAAAUAGCUUGGAUGCUGGAGCCACCAACAUCGAAAUCAAGCUACGAAACCAUGGCGCUGAUGUGUUAGAGGUGAUCGACAAUGGCUGUGGGGUAGAGCCCCACAAUUUUGAAGCGUUGACUUUGAAGCACCAUACUUCGAAACUUAAAGAUUUUUCCGAUCUCGCAAGCGUGGAAACGUUUGGUUUCAGAGGAGAGGCACUAAGCUCUCUGUGUGCGCUGAGCAAACUUACAAUAGUAACACAUCACUCAUCCCAAACUGUGGCAACAAGACUAGAAUAUGAUCACAAUGGAAAACUGCUCUCCAAGAACCCUUGUGCCAGGGAUGUUGGCACUACAGUGUUGUUAGAAAACAUUUUUUCAACUUUACCUGUUCGCCACAGAGAGUUUCUGAGGAACAUCAAAAGGGAGUUCUCAAAACUAGCACAUGUCCUACAGGGAUACUGUCUUGUUAGUACAGGUGUGAGGAUAAUGUGCAGUAAUCAAGUGGAAAAGGGAAAAAAGACAACAACCGUGUCAACAAAUGGAAGUGACCAAGUGAAGGAUAACAUAACCUGUGUCUUUGGACCAAAGCAGGUACAAACUAUAAUGGCUUUUGAGCAAUCAGUGCCAAAUGAGGAGGAUUGCACUGAAGUUGGCCUUGAUGUAGUAAAAACUGACCCACAGAACAGUCCUUUCCAUAUCACAGGCUAUAUUUCAAAACCAGAUCACGGCAUGGGACGUAGCAGUGCCGAUCGUCAGUUUUUGUACAUUAACAAAAGACCCUGUGAACUGUCCAAAGUUGUCAGGGUCAUCAAUGAGGUCUACCACACUUACAACAGACAUCAAUAUCCUUUUGUGAUGCUGGAUAUUUCCCUUGCAAGAGAUGGAGUGGACGUCAAUGUGACUCCAGACAAACGUCAGGUUUUUGUCCAGGAGGAGAAGGUGCUCCUAGCCACAAUGAAGUCAUCCUUGAAGAGAAUGUUUGACCCUUGUACAGCUUCUUUCGAUGUCAAUCAAAAACCUCUGAAGCAAAUCAAAUUGUCUGAAACCUUCGCAGCAAAAGAGGGUAAUGGUGUCAAUUUCCCAGAGAAAGAGGAACUUCAGAAUCAGAAAGCUUUGAACUCUACAGUCAAUGAAGUUGUCGAAGUAUCACGCUCUGUUCAGCCUACGUUGACAGCUAGACCUGGUGUGUCUGAGGAGAGAGGAGGGUUUCCUUCUCUCAGUGGUUUUAAGAGAAAAUUCACAGUUGUUGAUGAAUAUGUCACGAAAAAACCGAAAGAACCCAGUAGUAAGCAAGCAAGGCUUACUUCUAUGUUUUCUCGGGUUGGUGGUUUGUCGAAUCAAAGCCACAAAGUGAGACCACGAUCUGAAAGGAAACAAACAACUGUCAUUAACGGCCAGGGAGAUAAUGAAGAACUCAUGGAAGAUUGCAGAAUUAGCGAAGAUGUUAUUGAAGUUCAGCACAAACUAGACUCAAAGAACUUUGUGGAUGAGGAGUAUGUCCUUGAUCAUAAUGGCGAGGACCGCUCAGUACAGAGUGAAAGCGACAGUAUAUUAAGGGUGAUAAGCAGUAGGAGUGAGGUAAGGGACAUACUUAACGGAGAGACUGUUUUAGAUGAUAAUACCGUUGAAGAGAGCAGUUCAAGAUGUCCUGCUUCUUUCCAAAGUUUAAGUUUUGCGAGCGAAUCUGGAGAAAACAACCAGGAUGAUCCAGAACCUCAGACGGAAAAUCAAUUCCCUAAAGAAAAUGUGGACAGCGGAGAUUACGCCAUGAAGGUGAUAACUUUAACUCCUAACCGUCCAAAGGCUUUAAGUUCAAAACAAGGUGAAGUUUCGGGCUCAUUUACAGACAGGAAGGAAAGCACAGUUAACUUCAGUAUGGAUGAUCUGUUGUCUAAUGCCAAGAAACCACAGCGAAGGAAAGCAAGGGAAGUUGAAGCUCGCUUGUUCAGAGCCAAGAUUGCUCCCGAGAGUAAUUCAAGUGCAGAGACAGAGCUGAGAAAGAAUAUUAGCAAAGACAUGUUCAAACGGAUGGAAAUUCUUGGUCAAUUUAAUUUGGGUUUUAUCGUUGCUAAACUGGACAAUGAUUUGUUUAUAAUCGACCAGCACGCAUCGGAUGAGAAGUAUAACUUCGAAGAUCAGCAGCGCAAUACCAUAAUCAGGUCGCAACGGCUUAUUGUUCCACAGAAACUUGAACUAACUGCUUCUAACGAAGCCAUCCUCAUGGACAACGUGGAAAUAUUUCGAAAGAAUGGAUUCGAAUUUGAAAUUGAUGAAAAUGCCGAAGCGAUGCGGAAGGUUAAACUAAUUUCGCUUCCCAUGAGCAAGAACUGGACGUUCGGCGUGGAGGACAUCGAAGAACUGAUUUUCAUGCUGAGUGAUUCACCCGGCGUUAUGUGCAGACCUUCAAGAGUUAGGAAGAUGUUUGCGAGCCGUGCAUGUCGUAUGUCUAUCAUGGUUGGAACAGCAUUGGAUCAAGCUCAGAUGAAGAAGAUUGUCCGUCACAUGGGUGAAAUUCAACAUCCGUGGAAUUGUCCUCACGGCCGGCCCACCAUGAGACAUUUGGUGAACCUUGGUAUGCUGCCAUCAUCAGAUUUCCUUUGACAAUUGACGGAUUAAGACAAAAUGUUUCCUUUUCUAAAGUAAACGGAGGAAAUUAUUUUCUGUUUGUUAGAGAAUCCACUCUUAUGCCCAAUCUAGCUGCCCUCAUUAGAAAAUGCCCUCGUUGUAGUUCCAGUGCGAAACACUUAGUACCUUAGAAAGGUGCAAUUUUAUCAGAAUUGAAAUAAACUCUGUUCUUUUAAAUAAUCGUUUCGUUCCAUAAGAUCUUCUUCACGGAAGAACAAAUGUUGUUCAUGUUGGCGACAGUAGACAUCCCUGCAGUCAUACACAGUCAGAGUACCGUGACACUCCAGUUUAACCAUGAGUUGCCACCGUUUUCAUACUCGGAUUGAAAACCGACCUCCAUUGUUAAAUGGAACUUUUAAAAUUGAAUUCAGUUCAGAGUUAUUUGACGAGCGAGAUUGCUAAUCAUAAGAAGUUAGCUGAACUUCACCAUGCUGCCAUCAUCAAUUUUAGGUUGGAAGUAGUCUAGGUAAUUUCAGCGUUUAUUUCCUCAUCUCUUACGUGUUAAGUUUGUACGACUUCAUCAAAGAAUAAUUUGCUUAGAUAUUGACAUCGAAAAAGUAAAAUAAAGUACACUAAAUCAUGCAUCAA
Messenger RNA from Stylophora pistillata, 3312 nucleotides. Its product is annotated as mismatch repair endonuclease PMS2. Gene Ontology annotation, biological process: mismatch repair. Gene Ontology annotation, cellular component: MutLalpha complex. The record is from RefSeq and is a predicted model, not a curated record. NCBI's taxonomy places the organism in Eukaryota, Metazoa, Cnidaria, Anthozoa, Scleractinia, Pocilloporidae. Gene Ontology annotation, molecular function: mismatched DNA binding; ATP binding; ATP-dependent DNA damage sensor activity.